CCGCGGCACCUCUGUCUCUCCAGCUGUGUUGCUUCGGUUCGGGCGACAAACAGCCGACACAAAUGUCCCCGUUUCUACCGGGAGUUUCGGUCUGAACGGUGUGUGAGACCCAGAUGUCGCUCACGGUGCGGAGCUCUGGCCGCAGGAGGAGGAGAAAAGACCCGGAUGAGAAGCUCCCGGAGUCGACUUCUUCUUCUGCUGCUCAGGUGAUGGCGCCCACGAGGAUGAAGCUGCGAGUGCGUCGCCGUGACAACGCGGCCGCAGCAGCAGCAGCAGCAGCAGCAGGAGGCGACCAACCGGAGGAGGAAGAAGAAGGAGAGGGGCGGAGCCGAGAGAGCAGCGGGCGCAGGAGGAGGAAAACAACCACCAGCACCACCUCGACCACAGCUGCUGCUGCUGCUGCCUCCUGGUCUCCUCCUCCCUCCUCCUCCUCGGCCUCGGCAAGGGUGGUGAUGGCGGCGGCGGAGGAGGCGUCGCCGGACUCCAAGUGUCCGAUCUGCCUGGACCGCUUCAACAACCUGGCGUACCUGGACCGCUGCCUGCACCGCUUCUGCUUCCCGUGCAUCCAGGAGUGGUCGCACAACAAGGCCGAGUGUCCGCUCUGCAAGCAGCCGUUCGCCUCCAUCCUGCACUCGGUGCGCGCCGAGGACGACUUCAAGGAGUACACGCUGCGGCCGCCGCCCGCCAACAGCAGCGUAGCCGCCACCGUGGCGAUGGUGGCGGCGAUGGCGUCGGCGGCGCGGAGCGACCACCAGAUGAGGCUGAUGCUGAGGAGGCACAGAGGGGGGGAGGCGACGACGAGGAGGCGGAGGAGGGGGGAGAGAGGAGGAGGAGGAGGGAGGAGGUCGGGGGUGUGGGAGUGGUAUCUGGACUCUCCUCCUCUCACGCUCCCUCCUCAUCCUCAUCCCGCCGUCUCUCCUGUUAUGCCAGAAUACAGCGAGCAGGGGGAGGAGCUGGGGGAGCAGAGGACGAGGGGAGGAGCCGACAUGGUGGAGCGUGGCGUGAUAUUUGAGGGGCUGACGGGACUCGGCGGCGCCGCGGCGCCCGCGGCACCCAACUACCGGGCGUCACGCCGGCUGAUGACUCGCUUGGUGGCGAGGCAGCGGCUGCAGCGAGAAGGUGGAACAGUGCGGCGGCUGAGGGAGCGAGAGACAGUGGCCUUCCGCCGCGCUCUCUACCGGAACGGCAUACGGGUCCGUGGCGUCCCCGGGGUCAGCGGUAACCAGCAGCAGCGUGACAUCACAGCAGAGAGCUUCCGCCGUAACCCCACCCACCUGAACAGGCUCCGCCCCUGGCUGCGGCGGGAGCUCACGGUGCUGUACGGCACGCACGGCUCGCUGGUCGACAUCGUCCAGCGCAUCAUCAUGGCGCGGGUCGCUCGCCAUGGCCUGGAGGACACGCCCACCAUAGAAGAAGAGCUGCGACAGUUCCUGUUGGCACGCACCGACCACUUCCUGCACGAGUUGGUCAGCUUCGCCCGCUCGCCGCUCGGCCUGGAGACCUACGACCUGCAGGCGGCGUACGAGCCACCGGACGCCGCCAUGGAGCUGGACGGCACGAGCAGCCCCUCCGACGGCAGCUCUGUCAUCGCCAUAUCGGAGGGCGAGGCAGAGGAGAGGCCGGCGGGAGGAAGAUCGGAGGACGAGAGGCUGCUGGAGAUGGCGGACGGCACUCACGACGACGUCAUCCAAUCAGGAAGCUGCCUCAGCUUGGCGGUCUGGGACGACGAGACCCCCGGCCCCUCCUACUCCACCGCCGAGCCGUCGUGUUCGCUCGCCUCCCCGCCGGUUGGCCACGCCCCUCGGGAGGCAGCCAAUGGGGAGGGAGGAGAGAAGGAGGAGGAAGAGUGUCUGAUCGUCGGGUACAAGAAGCCGAUAGCGGAGCGGACUCCUGAGCUGGUGCAGCUCUCCUCCGACACCGAGGAAGAGGAGGAGGAGGAGGAGAAGAAGAAGAAGGAGGACGACGACGACACGACUGAGGAGCUUCCUCCCCUCCCGCCCUCCACCCCCUCUUACUUACCCACAAUCCCUCCCUCCACGUCGGGUGCGUACGGCGACGAGCGAGGCGAAGAGACGAAGGAGAAAGACGGCGAGCCUCGUGCACGCUCGUGGUCGGGCAGCUCCAGAGGAAGCAGGAACUCUGUGUGCGCUCUGAGCCCGGCGGCGCCCGGAGACGGGAAGUCUGGCAGCGAGGCGGCGAGGGAGAAGAAAAAGAAGAUGAGGAAGAGCGGCACCCUGUACAACCCCAACCGCUCCAUUUAUCCCGCCAUGAUGCGUCACCGCUCGCGCUCCUCCUCGCCGUUUCGCUCCAGCGUCGGCUCCGGCUCGCCCGACUCCACCUGGGAGUACCACUGUUCCCAGGUGUCUCCUCUCACCUCUGUCUCCUCGCCCUCCCGUUGCUCCUCCUCUCCGUCUUCCUCCUCCUCACCCUUCUGCACCUCCUCCCCACCACCGCCGAUGCCUUCGCUCUCCCCCAGCGACCACGUGGAGAAACCCGGGGGGAAGAGGAAGUACAAGAGCCGCCACCUGGACAGCGAUUACAAGGACCCCACCUGGAGGCCGAGCAGCAGGGAGAAGGAAGGGGGGAGGAGGAAGGGGAGGAGGAGAGAGAGGCAGAGGAGCGGGGGAGAGAGGAGGAGCAGAGCGGACCGGAGCCCCAGCGUGGAGAUCAUCUACGAGGGCACUGUCUCCCCCAACGCCUCGCAACCCCCCGUCCACAAGCGCUGCAGGAGACGCCAGCGCAAGACGCAGCAACACAGCAGCUCUCCGGUCAUCAUCACCCUCGACAGCGACAGCAGCCUCGACGACGAGGACGACAGCAGCAGUCCAAUCAGCAGCCAGCAGACCGUCGACUUCUCGGACCUCCCUCCUCUCCCGUCGGUGCGUUCGGACGGAGUGGGCGGAGCCCUGGGCGCGGAGAUUGGCGAGCUGCCCGUUGACAUCCUGGACCAAGGGUCGGAGGCGGCGGCGGGUCCCAUCGCCGUCGAUAACAGCGACGACAGCGUGGACGUGGAGAACGUGGAGGAGAGCGGUCUGCUGCUGGGGUCGGAAGAUGAAGAUGAUGAAGGACCAAUGGGAGCCACUUCUGAUAAUCAGAGAGGGUCGAAUACGGUUUGCAAAAGACACCUCGCGUUGUCGUCCUCCGACAGCCGUCUCCUAGCAUCCAUCCUCGAUGACCUGAGGGGAAUCGGCCCGCCGGCGAAACGUAAACCGCCCGUUAACUUUGACGACGACGUCGCCGAAGCUCACUCGAACCGGGGCGUCUGGUUGGCCGAGGCGAGACCUCUGCCCGACGUUGUGGAUCAGAAUCGAGGGUUUGACUUGCCGGCGUGCCGCUCUUCCAUCCAGCCGCCGCCUCCUCCUCUCGAGCGUCUGAAGGAGGUGAAGGACGUUCCUCCUCUCCUGAAGCAGGCAAGUCCCGUGAGGUCGUACAACAGGAACACGCCGCCGCCAUUAAAGCACAAAGACGCCGGGAGUCCGCACCUGUCUCCCGUAUCUCCCGUUAACCCGCUCUCACCCCGCGCCGCUUAUGACCCGCUAAGUGUAAAUUCUCACGUUGACCUCAAUUCAAAUCCUGUUGACUCCCGUGCUGAAGACGACCAUCCCGUGUCGACGCUGAAGAGACAUUUAGCCAAUGACGUGCAGUCUUCCUGUCAUUUAGCACCCGUUGACCCCCAUUCAACGGCUCCUUCUGAAGCCGAAGCGGUCGGCAUCGAUUCCACAAGUCACAAACCUCCCGCUGAUACCCGUUGUUCUUUUUCUGGUUCAGAAAACAGAUUCACAAGUGCUGAUCGCUUUUUACAUCUGCUGUUAAAUUCUUCUUCAAAGUCACAUUCCGUUGACUUGCAUCCUGUGAAUUCCUUACCUGCCAUUGAUUUCCAUUCGGCCAAGACUGGCUGGUCCAAUGAGAAGCCGGCUCACACUGCCUCUACCUCCAGAGGUUGCAGGGAGAAGACUGAUUGGACAGAUUCCUGUUUGGUAGCACCCGUUGACCACCAUCCUUCCAGCGGUGUUUCUGCUGAAGGCUCACGGGCAGCUGGGGCUGUUUUCUCAGGAGUCGACCGUUACAACACAUCGCCUCCUGCUUUUGUUUCAUCCCUUGAUUUCAGGAAUCACAACCAUCCCUCCUCACCCAUUGACUCCCACUCUUUCAGCAAGAGAGAGGGGCUGUCACGCUUUAGCGGUAGUUCAGUGCCAACAGCAGCUCCCAGGUUGUCACCCAUUGACGUGCAUCCUAGUCCCAAAUCUACUGUUGACCUCCACUCUUCCAGUGCAGCUCCAGAAGGACUGACGGACAACAAGGCCUCAUCGUUAGUGAAUCAUGGGGAGAGAUCGCCUUACGCUCGCCUGCCACCCAUUGAUUUGCAUUCUACAAGUCCUGUGCCACCUGCUAGCUUACAUUCCUCUAGCUCCGUCAGCACCACGAUUGAUAACCACUUGAACCACACAGCCUUAUCCUCCGCUACCGUUGACUCACACUCAAAACUCCACCUCACUGACUCCCGUUUAAAACCUCGCAACCACUUUGACCCCAGAUCCGAUCCACAGUUCCCCAUUGACGACCGCUCAAAACGCCAUUUCCCCGUUGAACCUCGGCCACCCGUUGACUCUCAUCCAAACAACUCUCAGAGAGACAAUCACACCACGUCUUUCCCCGAGUCUGAGGAGAACCAGUGGAACUCAAGCAGCUCUGUAGACCAACGCUCGGACUCUCGGUCGCCUGUUGACCAACGCUCGGACUUUCGGUCGCCCGUUGACCAACGCUCGGCCGACAGCGUCUGGAACACACACACACACUCAGCCACGUGACACGGACACACACACACACACACAGGACUUAAGAACUGCUGAUUUUUACUUCUGUUUCUAAUUGUGUUGAUUUGAAUGUUCAUAAAGAUGUUUGAUGCUGUUUGUUUGUACAUAAGGAAAAUUUAAAUGAUUAUUUUCAAAUGUGACUUGUUUCUCUUUUUGUGGCGAUGAAAUCGAUAUAAAUAUAUAUGAUGUCAUCACUUCUGACUCAUUUUAAUUGAUGUGAUGAUUCAUGAAUCACUAAACAAAACAGUUUAAAAUAAAGAAUAUUUUCUGUUUUUUAAACCAAAUAAUUAAUCGUUAAUUGAUAAAAGAAUCAGUUCAUUAUAUUAAAAUCAACGUUUACAGUUCUGGACAACAAUUUAUGAAUCAUUUACAAAUAUCUAUAACAUAGCAUUAGUUUAGGUUAUUAAACAUGAAUAAACCCUUUAAACCGUUUACUUACAGACCGUCUACAGCUGAUCAAAUAGAAUAAAUGUAUUAAAAUAUUAAAUCACGUCUGAAGAUCAGUUACAGCUGUUAGCUGCAGUUUGUGUUACUCACCACCAGGUGGAGCCGUCAGCUGGUUUUUACUCCAUCACUCCUCUAUUCUUCUUCUCUCUCUUCUUCCUCCUCCAUGUCCUUCACAUUCUGCUUCCUCUUCCUCAGAAGACAAACUAAGAAGGAUAAUGAGUCUCAAGGGACAGACGGAGAGACGCACUAAUUAAGACGAUCAGGGUUCGAUUACACGGCUGUUAGACACACGCACACACUAACACACUCUCACACACACUCUAACACACUAACACCAACUAACACACACACUAACACGCUCACGACUCCGGUCAAAGUCAAGAGGACGAGGGAGAAGAUCAGAAAGAACGAAACUAAACCAAAAAAAACU
Anarrhichthys ocellatus (wolf-eel) is the source of this 5691-nucleotide messenger RNA. Its product is annotated as E3 ubiquitin-protein ligase Topors-like. Gene Ontology annotation, molecular function: ubiquitin protein ligase activity; metal ion binding. The record is from RefSeq and is a predicted model, not a curated record. The coding region runs from base 114 to 4808 and encodes 1564 amino acids. The transcript is spliced from 4 exons. Gene Ontology annotation, biological process: protein polyubiquitination; protein monoubiquitination. Lineage: Eukaryota; Metazoa; Chordata; Actinopteri; Perciformes; Anarhichadidae.